This is a messenger RNA of Pyricularia pennisetigena, 600 nucleotides long. RefSeq lists its product as uncharacterized. The transcript is spliced from 4 exons. Bases 1 to 600 code for a protein of 199 amino acids. NCBI's taxonomy places the organism in Eukaryota, Fungi, Ascomycota, Sordariomycetes, Magnaporthales, Pyriculariaceae. The record is from RefSeq and is a predicted model, not a curated record.
AUGGACUGGGAGUCUAACCACGAGUUUGGCGACGAGGGCGAAAUAGAAAGCUGCAAACCCGAGGCGAAUGCGUUGGAACUUUCGCACAGAAUCGUUCUUCGUGGGCUGAACAUACACCAAGUCCCACUCUACUUCAACGAUCUAGAACUGGACAUCCACUUUGAUGUUCAGUGGCAGAGCAAGAACUCAGUUACGCUUGUAUUCGAAACGACGGAGAAUGCAGCUAAGGCAUUCAGCCUUCUCUCCUCGGACGCGGGCUGCAAGUACGCUUUGCUGAUUCCGAUGAUCGGAGAUCAACUGACCGGAUUCGCUGGCCCGGUGGUCGGACAAGGGACUUGUACCAUCAAGGUAGGCAUGAUGGGUUUGAAAGAGGGCUGGGUGGUCGCGGUGGCCGGGGUCGAGGCCGAGGGGGGCAUGGUAGAGGACGCCAGCUUUGAUGCUGCUGCUUCCGAGAUACGACAGCUAUGGACAAUGCAAGAGGAGCAGCGCUUCUUGCCUCGACCUGUCGCCUGCCUCGCCCUCGUCGAGAAAAUUGAGCUGGUCGAGGAGCACGCGGGGAUUACAUACGUGCGCAAGAACGGGCAGUUUAUUGAAGAUUAG